CAGAGUUUCUCACAAAAACAAACAAAGACUUUUAUAAGUUGUUGAGCUACAAUUAAUAUUAUAUAUCUUUCUUGUGAUGGCAAGCUCAGGAUCAAUGAAGAAGAUGAAUGUUGCUUGUGCGGUUCUAAUGAUGAUAAUGAUGAUGAGUAAUAUUGCACCCCAAGCACAUGCAGUAGCAUGUCCUGCAGUCUUUUCUUACUUGAGGCCUUGCAUUACCUAUUUGACUGGGGGAGGCGCCGGCGCCGUACCGACCAACUGCUGCACCGGUGUGAGGUCACUUAAUGAUGCAGCAAAAACCACUCCCGAUCGCCAGACUGCCUGCGUAUGCUUGAAAUCCCUCUCAGGAUCUUUGCCUGCUCAAUCUGUUGCCGCCGCAGCCGGAAUUCCUGGAAAAUGCCGUGUCCCUGUUCCCUACAAGAUUGACCCCAGAACUGACUGCUCCAAGUAUCUCUCUCCUCUCUCUCUCUCUCUCUCUCAAUAUUGAACUUGAGAAAUAAUUUGUCUAAUUACAUAUUUGAUGCAAUUUUACAGGGUGGUGUAAGAGAUUGAGAAAUGGCGUGUUCUAUUUAAGUACUAGUUUGUAUCCCUAGCUAAGUAUGAAGAAGAGAAAAAUAAAGAUUGAGAGAGAGUGGACCAUGGAUCUUGAACUCUCAUUCAUAUCUCCACUUGUAUUGUGAAGCCUCAUACUUGAUUUGAGAGUUUCUUCUAUUUACAUAUAUAUGCAUGUAUCUAUCUAUCAUCUUUUUGGUGAAUGGUAAUCAUGUUUUUCUACUUAAUGUUAUGUAUUUAUGUC
Messenger RNA from Impatiens glandulifera, 793 nucleotides. RefSeq names its product non-specific lipid-transfer protein 1-like. The record is from RefSeq and is a predicted model, not a curated record. The transcript has 2 exons. Gene Ontology annotation, biological process: lipid transport. NCBI's taxonomy places the organism in Eukaryota, Viridiplantae, Streptophyta, Magnoliopsida, Ericales, Balsaminaceae. Gene Ontology annotation, molecular function: lipid binding. The coding region runs from base 77 to 484 and encodes 135 amino acids. Gene Ontology annotation, cellular component: membrane.